CCCACCACCACCCACCCGCUGCGCACCCAUGGCCUCGCCGUUCCCCGCCGCCCCUGCGCCAGACGCCGCGGGCUCGCGCCGCAUCGCCGAGGCGCCGGCGCUUCUCUUCAAGACGACACGCCCGGCGAAUGGCGAGAAGGCGCCCGUCAUCCUGCCGCGCGCCGGCGAGGGCAACGUGCUCAUCACGAGCGCCCUGCCCUACGUCAACAACGUGCCGCACCUCGGCAACAUCAUCGGCAGCACCCUCUCCGCCGACGUGUAUGCGCGCUACUCGCGCUCGCGCGCCCGCAACACGCUCUACAUCUGCGGCACCGACGAGUACGGCACGGCGACCGAGACCAAGGCGCUCGAGGACAAGGUGACGCCGCGCGAGCUGUGCGACAAGUACCACGCGCUGCACGCCAGCGUGUACGAGUGGUUCAACAUCGGCUUCGACCACUUCGGCCGCACCAGCACGCCCAAGCAGACGGAAGUCGCCCAGGCCAUCUUCCUCAAGCUGUACGACAACGGCUACCUCGAGAAGCGCUCCAUGACGCAGCUCUUCUGCGAGAAGGACCAGCGCUUCCUGGCAGACCGCUUCGUGGAGGGCACGUGUCCGAAGUGCAACUAUGACGACGCACGGGGCGACCAGUGCGACGGCUGCGGCCAGCUGCUCGACGCCAUCGAGCUCAUCAAGCCGCACUGCAAGCUUUGCAAGAGCUCGCCGGUGCCGCGCGACUCGUCGCACCUCUUCCUGCGCGCCGACAAGCUGCAGCCGCUGACGGAGGCGUGGUCGCGCGAGGCGGCCAACGCUGGCGCCUGGACGGCCAACUCGCGGCAGAUCACCGAGAGCUGGUUCCGCGAGGGCCUGCGGCCGUUCAGCCUCACGCGUGACCUCUCGUGGGGCGUGCCUGUGCCGGUUGAGGGCAUGGAGGGAAAGGUGCUGUACGUCUGGUUCGACGCGCCGAUUGGCUACCCGAGCAUCACGGCCAACUACACCGACGAGUGGCGGCAGUGGUGGCAUGCGCCGGAGGAUGUCAAGCUGUACCAGUUCAUGGGCAAGGACAACGUGCGCUUCCACACGGUCAUCUUCCCGUCCUGCCUGCUCGGCACGAAGGACAAGUGGACGAUGCUGCACCACAUCUCGACGACCGAGUACCUCAACUACGAGCAGGGCAAGUUCAGCAAGUCGCGCAACAUCGGCGUCUUCGGCGACAAGGCGGGCCAGAUCGGCGUCAGCAACAGCGUGUGGCGCUACUACCUGCUCGCCAACCGGCCCGAGACGGGCGACACGCAGUUCAGCUGGCACGAGUUCAUCCUGCGCAACAACUCGGAGCUGCUGGCAAACCUCGGCAACUUUGUCAACCGUGUGCUGCGCUUUCUCGUGGCGCAGUACGACGGCGUACUGCCGGAGCUGCCGGAGGGCAUGGGCCUGCGCGUCGGUCCGGAGGCACUGGAGGGCGCUGCGCCGCACUCGGGCGGCGAAGAGGCUGCGCCAGAGCGAGGUGCGCCGCUCUUUGCGCGCGUCGUGCGCGAUGUGAACACGCUGCUCUCGCAGUACGCCGUCGCCAUGGACGCCGUCAAGGUGCGCCUGGGCCUGCAGACGAUGAUGCAGAUCUCGGCGCGCGGCAACGUCUUCCUCGUCGAGGCCGGCGUGGACAACAGCCUGUUUGCCAACUCGCGUGCAGAGUGCGACGCCACGAUGCUCGUGGCUGUCAACCUCAUCUGGGUGCUCAGCGCGCUCGUGCACCCCUUCAUGCCCGACACAGCCGACGCGAUCUGCGCGCAGCUCAACGCUCCGCCGCGCACGGUGCCCGUCGAGGACACGACGAACGGCAAGGUGGUGCCCGGCGACCAGGUCUCGUCCGCCGCGGCCAACCCGCCAAAGGCGCGCUUCUCCCUCGACCUGCUGCCGGGCCACCGCAUCGGCAAGCCGGCGCACCUCUUCAAGCCGAUCGACGCCAAGAAGGAGGAGGAGUGGCGCAAGCAGUUCGGCGGCGAGCCGUCCAAGGCCGACGCAGCGCCGACGCUGAGCAAGAAGCAGGCGAUGAAGCAGGCCAAGGCGGCGAAGAAGGCCGCGCCGCAGGCGCCGCAGCUCAAGCGCCCGACGGCAGAGUGGAAGGCGCUCGACGAGGAGAUGCGGAAACAGAGCGAGGUGGUGCGCAAGGCCAAGGAGACGGCCAAGAAGGGCGAGGAGGAGGCGGCGACUGCCAAUGUCGACGGCGAGCUCGCGGCGCUGAUGCGGCUGAAGACCGACCUGGCCGCGCUGACGGAGAAGCUCGCGGCCGUGGAGCUGGCAGAAGACGGAGACGCGGCAAAGGCACCCACAGCAUAGAGAAAUGUCACCCGCGUAUGAGACUCA
Messenger RNA from Tilletiopsis washingtonensis, 2341 nucleotides. RefSeq lists its product as hypothetical. Gene Ontology annotation, molecular function: ATP binding; methionine-tRNA ligase activity. Gene Ontology annotation, biological process: methionyl-tRNA aminoacylation. The coding region runs from base 29 to 2314 and encodes 761 amino acids. Lineage: Eukaryota; Fungi; Basidiomycota; Exobasidiomycetes; Entylomatales. Gene Ontology annotation, cellular component: aminoacyl-tRNA synthetase multienzyme complex; cytosol. The transcript is spliced from 4 exons. The record is from RefSeq and is a predicted model, not a curated record.